UGACGGAGGGGGUGAUUCGUAGACGUGGUGUUGGCAGCGGUGCAAGCGAGGAACAAGACAAUUCACUACAGGGCGACCGCUUAGCUGUUGCUUUAAAGCAAAAGUCAAAAAUAACCAAAAAUGCUGGACUUUGUAAUAUUUGCAGUUACUUUCCUAGUUAUCCUCGUCAGCGCUGUGCUCUAUUUAUACCCGGCUUCUAGACAAGCUUCUGGCAUUCCUGGAAUUACUCCAACAGAUGAAAAAGAUGGAAACCUCCCGGACAUCGUGAACAAAGGAAGUCUUCACGAGUUCUUGGUAAACCUCCAUGAGCGAUAUGGGUCUGCUGCCUCCUUUUGGUUUGGAAGACGUCUGGUGGUCAGUCUUGGCUCGAUAGACCUCCUCAAACAGCACAUCAACCCCAAUAGGACCUCCGAUACCUUUGAAAUGAUGCUGAAGUCGUUGCUAGGAUACCAAUCUGGGCUUAGCGGGGAUGCAACAGAAAGUCACAUGAGGAAGAAGCUAUAUGAGACCGGAGUCAGUAAAGCGAUCCAGAGCAACUUCUCCCUCACUCUGAAGCUGGCUGAUGAACUGCUGUCUAAGUGGGAAUCCUACCCAGCCUCUCAGCACGUUCCCCUGUGCCAGCACCUGCUGGGCCUCGCUAUGAAGUCAGCUACCCAGACUGCGAUGGGCAGCAGGUUCGAGGACGAUCAAGAAGUGAUCCAGUUUCGCAAAAACCAUGAUGCUAUUUGGUCAGAGAUUGGGAAGGGCUUUUUGGACGGAUCCCUUGAAAAAAGCUCUGCCAGGAAAAAGCACUACGAGGAUGCACUCAAAGAAAUGGAAUCGGUGCUGAAGAAAGUUGCAAAAGAACGGCGAGGGAAGAGCUUCAGCCAGCAUGCAUUCAUUGAUACAUUACUUCAGGGAAAUCUGAGCGAGAAACAGGUGUUGGAGGACAGUAUGAUUUUCUCCCUGGCUGGCUGUGUGAUAGCUGCCAAUUUGUGUAGCUGGGCAGUUUAUUUCCUGUCAACUUCAGAAGAUGUGCAGGAGAAGCUGUACAGAGAGUGCAACCAGGUGCUCGGAAAGAGUCCCAUUUCUCUUGACAAGAUAGAACAAUUAAAGUACUGCCGACAGGUCCUCAAUGAGACAGUGCGGACCGCUAAGCUCACCCCAGUGGCAGCUCGUCUUCAGGAGCUAGAAGGCAAAGUGGACCAGCAUGUCAUUCCUAAAGAGACACUGGUCAUAUAUGCCCUUGGUGUGGUUCUUCAGGACAGCACAGCAUGGCCGUUACCGUACAGGUUUGAUCCGGACAGAUUUAAUGAAGAAUCUGCCAGGAGAAAUCUGUCACUCCUCGGGGUCUCGGGAAGCCAGGAGUGUCCUGAGCUGAGGUUUGCCUACACUGUAGCCACAGUCCUGCUCAGCUCCCUUGUGAGGAAACUGAAGCUGCACCACGUCCAGAACCAAGCUGUGGAGACCAAAUAUGAGCUUGUCUCGUCACCCAAGGAGGAAACAUGGGUAACAGUGAGCAAGAGGACCUAGAGUCUAUACGGCUGACCAACGGGGAGUUAUGACAGUGUAGGAGAUCUUUUUGUGAUGCCUGUCUGAUUCGAAGGUCACCUUUGUGGAAUAUUGUUGGGGUCUAUUUUAAUGAUCUAAACAGUGGCUAAUCUUAAUACCGCCACCUUAAAAUACUCUCUUUACCGUAUUUUUAUUGUAUGUUCUGCAAUAAUGUUUAUAAGUGUGUCUGUGUGGAGGGUGGAAGGGGGCCCAAAAAAAUUCAUGUAGAGUUAAAGUGGCAGCUAUUUAUUAUUCGCUGUGUUUUAGAUCAAUAAAUUAUAGCCUAGUGUGUUAGUGGCAAAGAAGCUUGUCUUUGAACAGAUUUAAAAGCAAGAUUAAACCCUGCCAGGUAUUUAAAAUUGCACCAUCUCAUUCCUUUUGACUGAUGGAUCUCAAUUUAUUUUUUUAUAUGAAUCAAGACAUUAAUUAAACUAAUCAAGUGGUGUGGUGUUAUGCACUUUAAAAUCAUGGCCCAUUACUGAAAAUAAAAUAAUACAAAUAAUGUUUUCUCUUGCAAGUGUUAAAAAUGACCAUUUGUGUUUUUUUUUUUAAAGCACAAAAUACCCUGUAUUACUUGCCUGUAGUAGUGUUGGCUGUUUAAAUAUACAUAGCAGUUCCAGGUUAUACUGUGAGCUUAAUUAGCCCCAUGCCAGAGUUUAAGACAUUGAAAGGAAAAGCUACAGUGUGAGCUUGUUUUUUACCACUUUGUCAAAUGGAACUAACACAGAGUCAUCACCCUCAAGGUUAUACAUUCUUCCAGAGCGAACUUCUAAAAAAAACAAUGGUCUACCCAGCAUUUAUAAAAAUAAAAAAAUCCUGUGAUUUUAAAAUUGUAAUGUUUCUGAACAAUGGGCUCGGUAAACCCCCACUCUAUUGUAAAUGGCUUGCUAAAAAACUUCCUGCAGGUCUAAUAGCAGCCCCCACUAUCCAGAAGUAACUUCAAUGCACUUGACUGCUACCACUCUGAACAUUUGUAUAAAUGACUCCCUACUUCUUGGGGGAUUUUGUCUCCAUGGGAAGCAGUGGAGUAGUAGUUAUAGUCUAUUAGAGGCUUAGGCAAAAUAAUCACUUUAGUGUGUUCCUACAUAGUCCACUGAACGUCUUCCUGUUCAUUCCUGUCAAUCAAAGCAUCAAAAGCAUGUGAAGACCACACGUUUUAAAAGACCAAUUGCCUUCAGAGAGACAGACUAAUCCAAUAGGACUUUGCAUUAAUAUAAACCAUGUGAUUCUGUUUUGUUGAAUAUCAGAUAGCGGAAUGUUCUGUUUGACUGCAAUGUGGUUUUGCACAAUUGUACACAAUCAUGCAGCUAUCCAUUGCUGCAUUUAGUUGUAAACCCCACAAAAGAAAAGAAUGUGCACCAUUGGACAUUUACUACAGCAGACUACAUACUGAAGUCUGUAAUGAUAUGUUUGUUAAACUGUAUGUUACAUGCCUUAAAAUACAUGUGUACAAAUACUGUAAAAGAAUAAAGUUUUGUACCUGG
This is a messenger RNA of Polyodon spathula (Mississippi paddlefish), 3014 nucleotides long. It is a transcript of the gene cyp20a1, whose product is annotated as cytochrome P450 20A1. NCBI's taxonomy places the organism in Eukaryota, Metazoa, Chordata, Actinopteri, Acipenseriformes, Polyodontidae. The coding region runs from base 121 to 1512 and encodes 463 amino acids. Gene Ontology annotation, cellular component: membrane. Gene Ontology annotation, molecular function: heme binding; oxidoreductase activity, acting on paired donors, with incorporation or reduction of molecular oxygen; iron ion binding. The record is from RefSeq and is a predicted model, not a curated record. The transcript is spliced from 13 exons.